Messenger RNA from Acanthosepion pharaonis, 645 nucleotides. NCBI's taxonomy places the organism in Eukaryota, Metazoa, Mollusca, Cephalopoda, Sepiida, Sepiidae. The record is from the annotation of a GenBank genome assembly.
AUGUACAUGAGUGACCAGAGACAUUUAAUGUGCCCUUCAAAGCAAGGAAUAUCUUGGCCAACUGCUGUGAGCAAAACACAUGCUGAUAAAAUAAGAAAUGCACAUAUAAACCAACAAAGCAGAGAAUCCCAUUCUGCAGAAAAGCUUCCCAAUCAGCAGAAAAGAUCAGCUUCUCUCCCACCAGCACAGACACUAACUCAGAGGGAGCCACAGGGUCAUCGACAAGAAGAAACUAUUUUACCGAAUGAUACAAGACAUAGACCACAGGAAAUUAGUUCUUUUGAUUACCACAACCAACCAUCACCAAAGUCAUCCUAUCGAGGCACUGGUGGCUCUAACAAAAGUGAUGUAAACACAAGUCAAGAAGAAGACACGGUUGAAGUUUACACUUCCCAGUACUGCAAUCCUCGAUCAAAACAAAUUGGACAACCAACUCAAGAAACGGAGAUGAAGCCAUUGGCAGAGACUGUCAACUACCCAAGUGAUACAACAAUUGUGGCCAGAGGCUUCUACACACCAAACAUUACACAAAAUACUGAUAACAAAGACUCUGUGACAGAGGAUAGUAAUUCUUCUGAUAUAAGCCAACAAUCUACAGGAAAUAUUUAUCGCAAUCCUAGACCCUUACCUCCAGUACCUCACUAA